Plasmodium gallinaceum is the source of this 618-nucleotide messenger RNA. Its product is annotated as glutathione S-transferase, putative. The coding region runs from base 1 to 618 and encodes 205 amino acids. The record is from RefSeq and is a predicted model, not a curated record. Gene Ontology annotation, biological process: glutathione metabolic process. Gene Ontology annotation, molecular function: glutathione transferase activity. NCBI's taxonomy places the organism in Eukaryota, Apicomplexa, Aconoidasida, Haemosporida, Plasmodiidae. The transcript is spliced from 2 exons.
AUGGGAGAAAAUAUAGUAUUAUAUUAUUUUGAUGCAAGAGGAAAAGCUGAAUUGAUUAGAUUAAUUUUUGCCUAUUUAGGAAUUAAAUAUACAGAUAAAAGAUUUGGAGAAAAUGGAGAUGCAUUUGUUGAAUUUAAAGAUUUUAAAAAAGAAAAAGAAAUUCCUUUUAAUCAAGUCCCUAUAUUAGAAAUAAAUAAUUUAAUUUUAGCACAAAGUCAAGCAAUAGUACGCUAUUUAUCAAAAAAAUACAAAAUAAGUGGUAAUAAUGAAUUAGAUGAAUUCUACGCAGAUAUGAUAUUUUGUGGUGUUCAAGAUAUUCAUUAUAAAUUUAAUAAUACUAACUUAUUUAAACAAAAUGAAACAACAUUUCUUAAUGAAGAGUUACCCAAAUGGUCUGGUUAUUUUGAAAAUCUUUUAAAAAAAAAUAAUAGUACUUAUUUUGUAGGUGAUAAUUUAACAUAUGCUGAUUUAGCCGUAUUUAAUUUAUAUGAUGAUAUCGAAUCAAAAUAUCCAAACAGUUUGAAAAAUUUUCCUUUAUUAAAAACACAUAAUGAGUUUAUAAGUAACAUACCUAAUAUUAAAAAUUAUAUUAAUAAUAGAAAAGAAAGUGUAUACUAA